CCAACCCCGCAGCACAGCUCUUGACACUUACGAUACCCUUGUUACAAUAUUCCCAACCAGUCCAAGUUGCCGCAUCAUCAGAACUAAGCCCUAUCAAACCAGCGGAGAUCAAAAUGACCGAGCGCAAAAUUCCACCGCCUGACGACAAAGGUUCCCAGGAGGCAUCACCAAAAGAUGAGACAACACCAAACGAUGAGACAACGAAAGACUCCGGAACCCCCGCGAAAGAAGUCCCCACGGACCCCAACACGCAAUCGACCACCGAGUCCCAAGAUGGUCAACCUCAGCCGAACGAUGACUUGCUUGAAAAGAUAAAAUGGGCUAAAGAAUGGAUCAAAAACAACCCCAAAGCCGCCGCAGCUCUCGGUCUCACAGCCGGCGGACUAACUGUGGUCGCUGCCCCGGCACUGCUCACCGGGCCAGUGUUGAGUUUCAUGGGUUUUGGUUCCGGUGGCAUCGCAGGAGGAUCUUUCGCGGCUGCAAUCCAAGGCAUGAUAGGUAACGUUGUGGCUGGUAGCUGGUUUGCUACCGCUACAAGCGCGGCGAUGGGUGGGUAUGGGGUCCCUGUUGUUGCGGCUGUUGGGCAAGGGGUUGGGGCUGCCGCAGCGGUUGCGGGCGGCGCGUAUGCUACUAAGGAGCUGAGCAAGGAGCAGGCGGAUAAGGAGGGGGAAGGCGAGGGUAAAGAUGAAGGGGGUGAGGAUCCGAAAGAGCCAGUAAAUGAUGGUGAUGGUGAUGAUGGAGCAGGGGCGGAAGAGGAGAAGGCCUCCCGUUGGAGACGGAGUGGGAUGGGCCGAAGGGAUUUCGACGAUGAGUCUACUUUGUUGGAUGACUCGGACUCCGAGACCUCUGACAAGGACUGGCUAAAGGGAAGUCUGUGACUGCCCUACGUGUUGCGGAUUUCUUUCGAAUUGUUGGUUGGGUUCGUAAC
Neurospora hispaniola is the source of this 928-nucleotide messenger RNA. RefSeq lists its product as uncharacterized. NCBI's taxonomy places the organism in Eukaryota, Fungi, Ascomycota, Sordariomycetes, Sordariales, Sordariaceae. The record is from RefSeq and is a predicted model, not a curated record. Bases 114 to 878 code for a protein of 254 amino acids. The transcript has 3 exons. Gene Ontology annotation, cellular component: membrane.